Molecule: messenger RNA, 1606 nt
Organism: Tarenaya hassleriana
Lineage: Eukaryota; Viridiplantae; Streptophyta; Magnoliopsida; Brassicales; Cleomaceae
Product: putative glucuronosyltransferase PGSIP8
Exons: 4
Coding region: 132-1571 (479 amino acids)
Molecular function (GO): glycosyltransferase activity
Source: RefSeq, a predicted model, not a curated record
GCCCUUUAAGCCUUCCCAGAACCUUCUCUCUCUCUCUCUCUCUCUCUCUCUCUCAUGGCACUAUAUAUGCGCGAGUGUAUAUAUGUACAUGUAAAGCUUAUAUAAGUGUAUACAGAGAUUAAAUCAUAUACAUGGAUCUUAUGAGAGCAGUGCUGUGGUGGUGGGCUCUUCUGAUGUGCAUUACGACGACGGCGUUUGGGGAAACGCAAACGCAGUGGGCGGCGGUGAGGGAGCGCGGUCUCAGGACGCGGCGGCCGGAGCAUCGGAACGCGUACGCGACGAUGAUGUACAUGGGAACGCCGAGGGACUACGAGUUCUACGUGGCGACACGUGUCCUCAUCAGAUCCCUCCGAUCCCUCCACGUGGACGCUGAUCUCGUCGUCAUCGCCUCCCUCGACGUCCCUCUCCGCUGGGUUCGUUCCAUGGAAGAGGAAGACGGGGCGAAGGUGGUGAGAGUGGAGAACGUGGAGAACCCGUACAAGGGGCAGAGAAACUUCAACAGGAGAUUCAAGCUGACACUGAACAAGCUGUACGCGUGGGCUCUGUCUGAUUACGACCGAGUCGUGAUGCUCGACGCCGACAACCUCUUCCUCCAGAACACGGACGAGCUCUUUCAGUGCGGCCAGUUCUGUGCGGUGUUCAUAAACCCGUGCAUAUUCCACACCGGUCUCUUCGUCUUGGAGCCUUCCUUGGAUGUCUUCAGGGACAUGAUUCAUGAGCUCGAGCUCGGAAGGCUAAACCCAGAUGGCGCCGACCAAGGCUUUCUCGUCAGUUACUUCUCCGAUCUGCUCAAUCAGCCUUUGUUUCAUCCUCCCAGCAAUUCUUCUGAUCUUCUCAAUGGCCAUUUCAGACUUCCAUUGGGCUACCAGAUGGAUGCUUCUUACUACUAUCUUAGAUUGAGGUGGAACAUACCAUGUGGGCCGAACAGUGUGAUAACGUUUCCUGGAGCUGUUUGGUUGAAGCCAUGGUACUGGUGGUCGUGGCCUGUUCUUCCCCUAGGCCUGUCUUGGCACCAUCAACGCUACUGGACUCUCGGCUAUGCAGCAGAGAUGCCACUCGUCAUAAUCCAAGCAGCGUUCUACGUGGGGAUAAUCGUGGUCACACGCCUCGCCCGACCCACCUUCUCCAAGCUCUGCCAUAGACGUUCAGACCGUAACCUCUUCGCCCUCCAAAUCUCGUUCAAGAUGGUCGCCGUCAUUUCCAUCCUAGCCGCGUACGUUUUGCCAUUCCUCACCAUCCCUCAGACGGUCCACCCUCUCAUGGGCUGGUCACUGUACCUGAUCGGAUCACUGGCUCUGUCUUCCAUAGCGAUAAACGCGCUCUUGCUGCCGGUGGUGGCUGUCCUAACGCCAUGGCUAGGGAUAAUAGGAGCGCUGGUGAUGAUGGGGUUGCCGUGGUAUCCGGACGGGGUGGUGAGGGCGUUAGCGGUUUUCGGGUACGCCUUCUGCUGUGCUCCGUUUGUUUGGGUGUCGAUGGUGAAGGUGACGUCGCAUCUUCAGGUGAUGAUUGAGAAAGAGGCUUGGUUGGGGGAGCCUUCUCUUGUCAACUCCGGCUUCACCAAAUCGUUUUAGGAGGAGAGAUUGCGUUGGUGGAUUUCCUCUGUAAU